AUGUCUCCAAAAUCAUCUCCACAAUUUGUGGAAAACAGCCUUCUGAUGAGGCUCCCAACCGAGAUCCUCAUCCAAAUCGUCAAAGAGUGCUCAAUAUGGUCAUUAGUAAACCUCAGAGAAACAAGCUGCUUCUUCCGCCGUCUUUCCGCUCCAAGCGUCCUCUACAACACGGUCAAAAACAGUUACGAAGACACCAUGUCACUCCUCUUCUAUGCGGCCAUGGCGAAGGACCAGAUGCUGGCGCUGAAGCUGUUGCGCAAUAUGAAAACUAUCGAGAUUGAUUUCGCCAGGCGUGCGGGGGAUACUACUGGGCCAACAAGGGUCGAGCUCAAAACAAUGCCGCCUAAGGAACAGCUGACGCACGUUCUUCGGGAUUCAUCGCUGUUGCUUUCUCGCCCGCGUAGAGUAGGAGGAACCGUAUGGUACACCGCGCUUGGAUGGGCUGCCGAGAAGCACCUCGUCUGUUUUAUGAAGUAUAUUUUCAGAAAGAACCCCGGGUGUGUUGAUGAUGUGGAUCACGAGGGGCGGACACCACUACACCAGGCAAUCAAAGCAGGCCGUGAAGAAUGGGCGGAGUGUCUCUUGGAGGAAUAUGGGGCCGACCCGAACUGCCAUGAGACGUCUGCCCUCAUCCUUGCUCUUAGUGAUCCUGAGAUAUCUAACCAGUUGGUCGCAAAGUUACUCUCGAAAGGCGCACUCCCGGAUACCAAGGUGCAGCUUAGGGGGAAGUUCUGGACCCCUCUCCAUGCUUCUGCCGCUUAUCGUGACGUAGCAGUGGUUCAAAUGAUCCUCGACCACCAGGUGGACCUCGAUCCAAGGCAAGGGGACCAGGUAAGGAGUAGCACUCCACUUCAUCUUGCCGCUCUUCGAAAGGGGGGAGCCGAAAUUGUCAGGACACUACUUCGGUCUGGCGCCGAUUAUACUUUGGAGAACGAGCAGGGAAAGAACGUCUUUGCAUGCUUGGAGAGAUCAGGAAAUCCGGCCGUUAUUGAUCUUCUGGAAAUCAUGUACCAAAGUGGUUAUGAAUUAACCCCCGGCAAGCGCACAUACAUUCACCUCGCUGUUCAACACGGCGCACUGGAGGUGUUGAAAAAGUGCAUCAAGGACGGCGGAGAUCUUGAAAUUGAAGACGGCCAUGGCCACCGCCCGCUGUACACGGCCAUCAAGUUUCAGCAAACCAAAGCCGCGAUGCUGCUCACUGAGGCGGGGGCGAAGGAGGACUACUUGAUGCACAAACACGGAACUUCUCUACUCCACUUUGCCGCCACUAUUCCCGGCCUCGAGUUCUACAAGGAAUUACUGAACAAGGGGUCCAGGCUCCCGUUCAGCGUGGAUCGCAAGGGAUUUACGCCGAUUGCUAUUGCGGCCUGGGCUAUGGAACACCCUGGGCGUAGACAGAAGGGCUGGAAGCUAAGGGACGGGGAGAGGGAGGCGCUCCUGCUGGCGAAAGUCAAUGAGAAGCAGAGGGAGCUGGCUAAGGAGGCUUCUGAUGUCGGGGCGAAGCUUGGGACCAUCUGGGAUGUCGGCGGGGAGUACGUGUGGGACAAUGAGGAGCUCGAUGAAGAAGAGGAAGGAGAUGAAAGUGAGGACGUGUGGUACGAUUAG
This is a messenger RNA of Morchella importuna, 1605 nucleotides long. RefSeq lists its product as uncharacterized. Lineage: Eukaryota; Fungi; Ascomycota; Pezizomycetes; Pezizales; Morchellaceae. The coding region runs from base 1 to 1605 and encodes 534 amino acids. The transcript has a single exon. Gene Ontology annotation, molecular function: protein binding. The record is from RefSeq and is a predicted model, not a curated record.